AUGGCGUCGAAGCUUUCCAGUAAAUCUGCGCCAAUCGUCGUCGUCGGCGCUGGAGUAUUUGGUCUUAGCACCGCCCUUCACUUGGCGGAGCGCGGUUACACUAAUGUCAAAGUUCUUGACAAACAACCAUACCACGAGUCACAAUACUCGUACAAUAAAGGCUGUGAUGCAGCUUCAGCAGAUAUCAACAAAAUCAUCCGCGCGGCCUACGGUAAAGAAAUCUGGUAUCAGAAUCUAGCACUUGACGCCAUCACCAAGUGGAAAAAGUGGAAUGAUGACAUAAAGACGGGCAAGUUGACUCCCCCAGGGAUGUCGUCUUCUGAUACACUAUUUGUCAACAAUGGUUGUGUCACGAUCACUUCGGACUCGUCGCUUUCCCCGUUCGACAGGGAUACCAUACAAAACAUGGCCAAGGUUGGUUUAGAACACACUCAGAUCGACCUACAUAGCGACAAAGACUUGAAACGGGCAAAGGAUCAAGGAUUUGAAUUCGCAAUCAAGGCUUUCAACCUCAGAGGCAACUCAGCUCUGUUGGAUACGCAGUCUGGCUUUGUCUACGCCGAUAAGGCCUGUCGCUUUGCACUACACAAGGCAGAGAGCCUGGGGGUUCAAUUCGUUUUUGGGGAGUUGACUGGCAAAUUUGUGAGCUUUCUAGAGAACACUGAAUCUCAAGUCACUGGUAUCCGCACAGCGGAUGGAGCAGUUCAUUCGGCUGAACUCACUAUCCUGGCUUGUGGUGGCUGGACCCCUUCGCUUCUCCCACAGCUCGACAAUCUAUGUGAGACUACGGCGGGUAGCGUUGCUAUCUUCCAGUUGCCACCUGAUAAAACUCUUUGGGAUCGUUUUGCACCCGAGAACUUCCCUACAUGGUCAUACAAUAUGCGCCAUGGCAAGUACGGUGGGCUUUACGGCUUUGCUAGAGACCCAAAUGGCGUCGUUAAGAUCGGAUAUCGUGGAACAAAGUUCACAAAUCCACAGACUCAGCCGGAUGGAGCUAUCCGAAGCGUUCCGAAGACCCGUUGGACACAAGAGCCUAUACGUCAAAUCCCUCUUGUCGGAGCCCGAGUGAUCAAAGCCUUCGUGAAGGAGUUUAUCCCCGAGUUGGCGCAAUGCGAGAUGAGCACCCGGCUCUGUUGGUACACCGAUUCGUAUGAUAACCAAUUCGUUAUCGACUUUGUUCCCAACCUCAAGGGAUUGAUGGUAGCCACGGGCGGCAGUGGACAUGGAUUCAAGUUCCUACCUAAUCUGGGAGAGCAUGUGGUAGACAGGAUUGAAGGCAAGGACAGUGAAUAUCUUGAUCUAUGGAAGUGGAGGAGUUUGGAGGCCACACAGAAACCGUACAACAGUCUCAUGGAAGGAGUUGGAAGCGAACGAUCACUUCAACAUCAGCCUUUGACAGCCUUCGAUGGGUCUACCAAGGAGCUCAGUCGACUAUAA
Molecule: messenger RNA, 1437 nt
Organism: Fusarium sp. VM40
Lineage: Eukaryota; Fungi; Ascomycota; Sordariomycetes; Hypocreales; Nectriaceae
Source: the annotation of a GenBank genome assembly